UCCGACCCACACUUGCGCAGUUUUUUAAAACCGCGCUAUAUAUCACGCCCGUGCAAAAAGAAGCAAGAGAAUUCUCCUCCUCCUCCUCCGCUCACUCUCUCUGGCCCGAGGAAGUCGUCGCCGUCGUCGUCUCCUCUCGAGCUUCCUAUCUUCGAUCGCUUCUGCUAUGCCGUCGGCGCCAGCUGUCGUGCCGGAGUCGCCGUCGCCGUCGCGUCACUGCCGCUGGCCGCUCUCGCCGCUCGCCAACGGCUCCGCGGCCGGCGAGUUCGAGCUGCGGCACUGGCUCACGCCCAAGAAGCGGGCGCCGCCGGUGAUCGAGAUCCCCCACGGCGCCGGCAGCGACGACGACAGCGGCAGCAGCAAAGGUGGCGGCGGUCACGGGUACACCAGCCUCCGGGACAUCCUGUCCUCGCCGGAGUACGCCGCGGCGGGCUCGCCCACGGCCUGCGGCGUCGGCGGCGGCGGCGGCAGCUGCGGGGACAUACACAUGAUCCGGCACCCGCUGGUGAAGCACGCGGCUUACGCGUACCUGCAGAUGACGCCGUCGGCGCGGGAGGACCCCGGCCGCCGCGAUCGGCGCUGGCGGGGGCCACUCUGCCGCCUCCUGCUCGGCUGCCUCAGCUUCAUCGGGGCGCUCUUCCGGCCGUGACUCCUCCGGCGACAGCCUUGCGGUUCUUUGUUGCAAUUGAGUUCAUCUUUUUUUCGUCUCUUCCAAGUCUUGUGUGAUUAGAAUUUUUCGGGCUUUGGUUAAGAUGUAAUUUGUGUAAAUACAGUAAUUUGCUAGGAUUAGGCACAAAUGAAGAUGACAUUAUAGCAGGAAGAGGAAGAAUUACUUAAUUGCACACUAACAGCAGCAUAUUAGUUAGCUUGAAGCUGUAUUGAUUUUUUAGUGGACAUGAACUAAUGAAUGGCAAUAAAAUGAGAAAACCAGAAAUGAGCCAGACUGAAAUAUAUUGAUGAAAGAAAAAGAAGCCAUUUCUAUCACCUCAACCAUACUUCACACACAUCUGUUCUUCACAAUGGUCAGUGGAUUUCUGGAUUUUUCUAUGUACUCUCUUUUUCUCUGACUUUCUUUGAUUCAUUCAUGCGUUCUAUGUACACACAAUCAUAUCCUGAAGUUACUGUACGAGUCUGUUUCCUCUAGGAAUGCUUGCCAUUCGGCGCUCGCCGGGGCUUGGCGCCGAUAGUGGCGCGCAGCGCCUCGGCUACCACGGCGGCGUCGGGGUUGUCGAAGAUGGACUCCUGCGGUGGCGGCGACGGUGGCCGGCGCUUGGUCGCUAAGGGCCUCCAGCCGGACUUCUUGUUCCUCUGCUGCACAAGAAAACAAAAAGGGCCAGACGUUGUCAAUGCCUGUGUGCAGAACCGUCUCCGGUGCAUUGCAAUCAGUGCGUCGUGAUUCGUGCACAUGGAAGCACAUGCCAAUUCGGUGGAUGGAAGCGAAUCACGACGCUGCACCGUAUACAGGACCGCGUCUACCGACCACGCAACAACCAGACGGCACGGUGCAUGCUGAUUUCACGCGAUGACACUACCAGGGACCAGGCUCAUCAGGUCCUCAUGACAGCCCCAGAAACUUUCUUUCUUUCUUUUUUCUUCUAAAUAAGACAGGAACCAGACAUUUCCAGAGCUGUACAGAAUUGGUUUGUGGAAGGGGAUGAACGGUCAGGUUGUGGCUCUUUGGCUCUUGUGAAGACAUACGCCCACGUUGUGCGCGCGGCUGCUGCUUUCCCUGUUAGAUCAGAACCGGUUGCGCGUCACUGUCCGGUGGGCCAGUAUUGAAUGGUAGCUGACUGACAACGGCAGGGGCAAGCCAUGACUUGUGAGUUUUGAGGUUGGGGAGAUGGGGCAAGUCCCUGGCAUGCAUGGAUGGAUUGGAUAAUCCUCGUGUCUCCUGUCAAAGUGGGGCUGACCGUGGGAGGAGUGAGUUGGCAGGGUUGGGGGACUGCGCUUUCUUUCUACUAAUGACUAGUACUUUGUUUGAUGCCAGUUUGAAUUUCUUCAGAUCAGAGAAACAGGUGGUGUCAUGGUUCGUCGAAAACAAAAGGUUGGCCAAAAAUUGUGGGAGUUUGUUGGUGAAAUUUUAGUAGAAUUUUGUAUUAAAAAAAAAAGAGGCAAACUCCAGUAGAAUAGGUAAAGAACUUUGUGCAAUUUAUUUCCAUAUGGUCAAUGAAAACAGCUAUCUGAUGGUAGGGGCUUAAAAACCUGAUGGUGACAUUUAAUGU
Messenger RNA from Phragmites australis (common reed), 2222 nucleotides. RefSeq lists its product as uncharacterized. The record is from RefSeq and is a predicted model, not a curated record. The transcript has a single exon. The coding region runs from base 167 to 649 and encodes 160 amino acids. NCBI's taxonomy places the organism in Eukaryota, Viridiplantae, Streptophyta, Magnoliopsida, Poales, Poaceae.